AUGGAUGAAGUUGGGGACCCAGGACCAUCCAUAAAGAGACAUUUAACAAGUGGCACCUCAGUCGUGGAUAUAACAGGCUGGGGAGAGAACGACAGAGGGGUAUCCUACACUUUUGGUGGGGACGUAGUUCGAACCUUUCUAGAGAAACAUGAUCUUAGUUUGAUUGUCAGGGGUCACCAGGUUGUAGAAGACGGCUAUCAGUUCUUUCAGAAAAGGCAGCUGGUAACGAUAUUCAGUGCCCCGAACUACUGCGGAGAGUUUGAUAAUGCAGGGGCUGUCAUGACAGUAUCCGAAGAUCUUACUUGCUGGUUCACUAUUCUACCGCCUGACAGAACAAGACUCUACAUCAAGACACCAGGGGGUAUGAUCUGACCAAAGCCAACUUUAAAAAAUAUUUAAAAGGAAUGAUAAAGCUGUAUUCUAGAGCACCCAGUGUCGGUUUUCCGAAAUAAUUUACGUAGACCGUUAAUCAAGGACUGAGAAGAUUGGAGACCUGUUAUUCUGCAACAGCGGAUUUAAAUAUAAAGUAUGUGUUAAAAACAGCGAAACUGACCUUUGUGGCAUUUUAGAACAGAAAAGUUAAAAUUCACUGCAAUCAACUCAUAUCUAUAAUAAAGAGACUAAAAAUUUAAAAUAAACUGUAUAGCGCCAUCUAACUUUGUUAAAUGCAUUGUCACUUUAAUUUUUUAUUAUCUUUAAGAU
Messenger RNA from Limulus polyphemus (Atlantic horseshoe crab), 702 nucleotides. RefSeq names its product serine/threonine-protein phosphatase PP1-2-like. The record is from RefSeq and is a predicted model, not a curated record. Gene Ontology annotation, molecular function: protein serine/threonine phosphatase activity. The transcript has 5 exons. Bases 1 to 372 code for a protein of 123 amino acids. Gene Ontology annotation, cellular component: cytoplasm; nucleus. NCBI's taxonomy places the organism in Eukaryota, Metazoa, Arthropoda, Merostomata, Xiphosura, Limulidae.